UUGUUAUCUAUAGCCCGCUUUAUGUAGGGCUAUGGCUGAUGACUCUCGUAGGAAUAGAGGUGUUGAAACAUCAGUCCCAUCUUCAUCGUUUUCACAUACUGCAGAUGGAUUUACACUUUUGGCAGAGGCAAUCAUAAACGACGACUUUGAGAAAGCUUUCGAACUUGUAGCAAUAAAAGCCUUGAAUCUAAAUGAUUUUAAACAAGGACAUAAUCCCGUGUGUCUUGCGUCAAUGGAGGGACGCUACAAAAUACUGAGUUUGCUUCUGGAUCAUGGUGGUGAUGCAGACCACCCAGAUUCUACAGAUCACAUGUGGCUUCGACGACCCAUUCACUUGGCCUCAUCAAAAGGUCAUCUGGAGUGUGUUAAGUGUCUUUUGGAGAAUGGUGUGGAUGUCAAUAGCCGUGAUAGUGACCACCGCACUCCGCUUCAUUGGGCAGCCACGCACGGACACACUCAUGUAGUAGAGUGCUUGAUUGAAAACGGAGCAGCAAUCAAUAUGGCGCAGAUAGAUGGCUUUACACCUUUGCAUGCAGCCACAUGCCUUGGACACACAAAUGUUUGUAGUCUGUUGAUUCGUAAUGGUGCCGAUAUUAACAGGACCGACCGGGACAAUUGGACUGCCUUACAUACAGCUGCAUGUUACGGCUAUGAUGAUGUUGUAGCAUUGUUGCUGGAGGCAGGCGCACAGGUUGAUCAGGAGACAAGUGAUGAAGAAACUGCCUUUCAUAUUGCAUGCAGCAGUGGAAAUGAAACAAUCGCCAAACUUCUCUACCAACGAGGUGCCAAAAUAAAUGCUGCUAACAUAAAUGGCUACACACCUUUUCAUCUUGCUGUUUACUAUAACAAGUAUGAUGUUGCCCGCUUUCUGAUUACCAUAAAUGCAGAUGUAGACACUGUAAAUGCUGUUGGGCAAACGCCUUUUCAACUGGCGGCACUCAGAGGGGAACAAAGGCUUCUUCGGUUGAUGAUUGAGGCAGGUUGCAAAGUUGUGAAUCACUGCACAGCACCAGUGGCUGCAAAACCCAACAGCUUGGCAGAGCAGAUCCAGUAUCUGGCAACCAAUCCACGCUUGCUGAGAGAACUUUGUUGCAUUAAGGUUCGUAAGAUACUUGGUUCAACAAUGAUGGGUGACAUUGCAUUUCUCCCAAUACCAGAGUCUCUAAAAGAUAUCAUUGCCCUAAGACACAUUUGAAAAUUCCUGCUAACUUGCUAUAAAAGUUAGUUUUUCAGCAGUAUUUGCUCAAAAAUGAGCAUUAUAUAAACUGAUUUACAUAUAUAUUGUGCUGCUGCAGACUGUACAGUGACUUGUGACAUUAUACAUUGCUUAGAUUGGAAAUGUUAUUUAUUUUUCUAGGGCUAAAUUUUCCCAGGUUUACUGAUUUUUAUUUGUUGCAAAUAAAUGACACUGACAAGGCU
Molecule: messenger RNA, 1419 nt
Organism: Pomacea canaliculata
Lineage: Eukaryota; Metazoa; Mollusca; Gastropoda; Architaenioglossa; Ampullariidae
Product: serine/threonine-protein phosphatase 6 regulatory ankyrin repeat subunit B-like
Exons: 1
Coding region: 32-1195 (387 amino acids)
Molecular function (GO): protein binding
Source: RefSeq, a predicted model, not a curated record